CCCCACUGCUUAAUCCGUCAGCGCGUCGACAUUUGAUACCUACUAUCAGGUAUGCUGCAUUCGUGAUACAUUACAACAGAACAUGGAGCGCAGAAAGUCCGCACUUACGCCUGAAAAUUACACCCGAGCAAUUAUCUCGCUCUCGAGAAGAUUUUCGGGCACCUCAGUCUUUCCGGGGAAUAAUUAUAUCGACAUUAGAGAAUGGAUGCUACAAGACCGUACUCUUCUCCGUUCAGCAAAAUUGGAAGAAGAUUCCACUCUCUUCGCUUCCAAGUCUGAACGGCCUCACGACUUAGUUGUGGUAUACAAUAGCAGGGAAAGGAAGUGGGAUGUACAACAAUAUCGUCAAGAGCAACAUAAAGCCUUCUCAGCUACCACUGUUCCAGCAGGAGACUCCGGCCAAAUAGUAUUUAUUCGCGGAUUCAUAUCACCAUCGUGGGUGUCUGUGAUUGGAAGCAAAUAUGACAUCGACCCGGAAUUCUUCAGGCGACACAUGGAUUAUCUUUCUGCCAGCGUUGAACGACAUUCCUAUAGUUUCCCAUCGCUUGCCAGUUCCUCGAAUAACAUAGUUAGACUCUGUGUUAGCACUCUUCUUCAUCGCGAUGAUUUCGGCGGACAGGAUCUCCAGUCUCAACGGUCACAUCAAACCACUGAGCUCACAACAUACAAGAUACAACAGCUUGGAUCUACUAAAGUCAGCUGCGGAGACUCCGUGGUACGCGAUUACUCUACUGUUUGCUCAUCUUUCUCCGUGAUUGAACAGUGGAUCUCGCUCUAUAUCACGAAAAGAAAUGGAAGCUGGGCUGUAAUUGCCUGGAUGGACCACGGUAGACCCUUGGAAAAAUCUCCCCCGGGACCGUGGACAAGUCACAUCGAAUCUAUGGCUACACCACUACCCAUCCUCCAACAUCAUCCCAGAAUGGCAUUUCGGACCACAAACAAUCGUCUAGAUCCAGAUGCGAAUGCUUCGGCAGAAAUUCAGCAAAGCACAGCCAUCCUUCCCUUGCAGUAUGAUUCAUUGAUCGCGCUUGUUGGUAUGGCUCGUCGCGCGCCUCAAGAUCCGCUUUCCAUGUGCAUCCCGUUAUUUGCGCAUGCAGCAUUCUCCGAAGUUCAGUUCUUGAACCUCAUGGAGACUAGAAUCCAAAUAAAGAUAAACACCAUAUCCGAAGGAAUUCCAGCUGACGCGUUGGAAACUCUUCAAUACUUCUCUAACAUUCUCAACCGACAUGCCCAGCAGCUUAAAGAUAGUACUCGUGCACUCUGCAAGUUGGCAGAGCGAAGCGGCGAAGGAUUUAAUAGAGCCAAAGCAGAAGGCUCGAUGCCAGAAAGUGCUGUGCUGUUGGGUCUCGACAUGGGCACGUACCGGCAGUUCUUAGAGACUGAAACGGUCAGAAACGUUGGAUCCAGUAGUUCUGACGGUGCUUUUACAACAAAAGGCCUUCUGGAAGACUAUGAGCAACUCUAUGUUCGUUGUAUCGAUUUGUCAAAAAGGUGCACUCAGGGAAUAACUCUCGCAAUGAACAAAGCCACGAUUGAGGAAUCCCGCAAAGCCAUUGAACAGUCUGAGCGACUCAAAAGGUUGACGCUGCUUGCGACGCUCUUCAUUCCCCUGGCUUUUAGUUCCAGCCUGUUGGGUAUGAAUAUUGAUCUCCUUGGGCAAAACGCAGUGAGAUUUUGGUGGUAUUUUGUCUUAUGUGUCCCAGUAACUCUGUUUGCUUAUAUUAUUUAUCUUUGGGACUUUCAGGUUCUCAGGCGGUGGUUGGUAAGACUAUGGAAAAGAUGUCGAGUUGUUAGGCGAGGUACGAUGGAAAGGAGUGACAAAAGUCCGAGUCAUAUUGUGUGAUGUAGUUGUUGCAAUCCUUGUCAUGACAUUGC
Penicillium samsonianum is the source of this 1875-nucleotide messenger RNA. RefSeq lists its product as uncharacterized. Gene Ontology annotation, biological process: transmembrane transport; metal ion transport. Lineage: Eukaryota; Fungi; Ascomycota; Eurotiomycetes; Eurotiales; Aspergillaceae. The record is from RefSeq and is a predicted model, not a curated record. Gene Ontology annotation, cellular component: membrane. The transcript has 3 exons. Bases 83 to 1843 code for a protein of 586 amino acids. Gene Ontology annotation, molecular function: metal ion transmembrane transporter activity.